Molecule: messenger RNA, 2819 nt
Organism: Daktulosphaira vitifoliae (grape phylloxera)
Lineage: Eukaryota; Metazoa; Arthropoda; Insecta; Hemiptera; Phylloxeridae
Product: protein FAM186A-like
Exons: 3
Coding region: 177-2819 (880 amino acids)
Source: RefSeq, a predicted model, not a curated record
CAAUGUUGUCAUUUGUGCGUAAUACACAUGAGCAUACAUGUUUUGUAAGGUUAGAUAAGACUUACUAUAGUAUCUUUAGCAAGUUCAAAAAAAAAUUUACUCUUGCUGUCGCGACCCUAAUAAUCAGUGUCAGUUCAAAAUUAGUGCCGUGACCAUCAACUCAUUCAACAUUAAGCAUGCGACUUACAAAAGUAUUUCUUUUCUUACUAUCAAUAUGUCGUAUAACAUUUACUUUUCCUAUUCAAAGCGAGGACUCAUCAGCAAUUCAAUUCCCAGGGGUUAAAGACGAUCAAGGAUCAGACGACUUACCUAAUAAAAAUCAAGAUGAACCCACGAAAGAAGUUGAAUAUACAAAAGAUAAAUCAUUUGAAAAUCAAGACAAACUAUUUGUAGAAAAUAAAUUUAAAUUUAGUGAUGAUGUUGGAAAUUCUACGUUUCCAAAAGUUAGUAAGAAUAUAAAUAUCAAUAAACAAAUUGAAAUUAAUGAAGAUAUUGAUAAACCAUUGUUACCAGAAACAAAUAAGUACAUAGAAAACAAUAAAACUAUUGAAGCCAAUGAAGAUGUUAAUGUUCCAUUAGAACCAGAAGUAAAUAAGGAAACAGAAAUAAGUAAAAGAAUUGAUGUUAAUAAAGAUAUUGAUUCGCCAUUUGAACAAGAAGUAAAUAAAGACAUGAAUAUUAAUAAAGAGUUUAGUGUUCCUUUAAAACCAAAAGUAAAUAAGAAUAUUAAUAUUAAAAAAGACAUUAGUGAGUUAUUGGGGACUGAUGUACACAGGAACAUCGAAUCCAAUAAAGAUAUUAGUGUUCCUUCAUUACCAGAAAUCGAUAAGAAUAUAGAAAUUAGUAAAAAAGUCGAAAUCAAUAAAGAUAUUGAUGUUCCAUUAAACCAAGAAGUAAAUAAAGACAUGAAUAUUAAUAAAGAAUUUAGUGUGCCUCUAGAACCAAAACUAAAUAAAGACAUGAAAAUUAAUAAAGAGUUUAGUGUUCCUUUAAAACCAAAAGUAAAUAAGAAUAUUAAUAUUAAAAAAGACAUUAGUGAGUUAUUGGGGACUGAUGUACACAGGAACAUCGAAUCCAAUAAAGAUAUUAGUGUUCCUUCAUUACCAGAAAUCGAUAAGAAUAUAGAAAUUAGUAAAAAAGUCGAAAUCAAUAAAGAUAUUGCUGUGCCAUUAAACCAAGAAGUAAAUAAAGACAUGAAUAUUAAUAAAGAAUUUAGUGUGCCUCUAGAACCAAAACUAAAUAAAGACAUGAAAAUUAAUAAAGAGUUUAGUGUUCCUUUAAAACCAAAAGUAAAUAAGAAUAUUAAUAUUAAAAAAGACAUUAGUGAGUUAUUGGGGACUGAUGUACACACGAAAAUCGAAUCCAAUAAAGAUAUUAGUGUUCCUUCAUUACCAGAAAUCGAUAAGAAUAUAGAAAUUAGUAAAAAAGUCGAAAUCAAUAAAGAUAUUGCUGUGCCAUUAAACCAAGAAGUAAAUAAAGACAUGAAUAUUAAUAAAGAAUUUAGUGUGCCUCUAGAACCAAAAGUAAAUAAAGACAUGAAAAUUAAUAAAGAGUUUAGUGUUCCUUUAAAACCAAAAGUAAAUAAGAAUAUUAAUAUUAAAAAAGACAUUAGUGAGUUAUUGGGGACUGAUGUACACACGAAAAUCGAAUCCAAUAAAGAUAUUAGUGUUCCUUCAUUACCAGAAAUCGAUAAGAAUAUAGAAAUUAGUAAAAAAGUCGAAAUCAAUAAAGAUAUUGAUGUCCCUUCAUUACCAGAAAUCGAUAAGAAUAUAGAAAUUAGUAAAAAAGUCGAAAUCAAUAAAGAUAUUGAUGUUCCAUUGUUACCAGAAAUCGAUAAGAAUCUUGAAAUUAGUAAAAAAAUCGAAAUCAAUAAAGAUAUUGAUGUUCCUUCAUUACCAGAAAUCGAUAAGAAUAUAGAAAUUAGUAAAAAAGUCGAAAUCAAUAAAGAUAUUGAUAAUAUAGAAAUUAGUAAAAAAAUCGAAAUCAAUAAAGAUAUUGGUUUUCCUUCAUUACCAGAAAUCGAUAAGAAUAUAAAAAUUAGUAAAAAAAUUGAAAUCAAUAAAGAUAUUGAUGUUCCAUUGUUACCUAAAGCAAAUAAGGAUAUAGAAAACGGUAAAUGUAAUUAUGCCAAUGAAGAUGUUAAUGUUCCAUUAGAACUAGAAGCAAAUAAGGACAUAAAAAUUAGUAAAACUCAUGAUGUUUAUGAAAAAGUUAAUGAAUCUUUGAUACCAGAAGCAAAUAAGGAUAUAAAAAACUGUAAAACUCAUGAUGUUUAUGAAAAAGUUGAUGAAACUUUGAUACCAGAAGCAAAGAAGAACAUACAAAUCAGUAAAACUCAUGAUGUUUAUGAAAAAGUUAAUGAAUCUUUGAUACCAGAAGCAAAUAAGGAUAUAAAAAUUAGUAAAACUCAUGAUGUUUUUGAAAAAGUUAAUGAAUCUUUGAUACCAGAAGCAAAUAAGGAUAUAAAAAACUGUAAAACUCAUGAUGUUUAUGAAAAAGUUAAUGAAUCUUUGAUACCAGAAGCAAAUAAGGAUAUAAAAAACUGUAAAACUCAUGAUGUUUAUGAAAAAGAUGAUGAAUCUUUGAUACCAGAAGCAAAGAAGGAUUUAAAAAACUGUAAAACUAUUGAUGCCAAUGGAAAUAUUAAUAAGUCAUUAGAACCAGAAGUAAAUAUGGAGACAGAAAAUAGUAAAAAAAUUAAUAAUAAUGAAGAAGUUUCCAUUAAUAAAAGUAUACAUGAUCACUGUCACAAUGUUGGUCCUAAUUUGUGGUAUUGUGAUACUGAUUCAAAGGAAUAUAUUAUAUCCUUAGAACCUUAG